Messenger RNA from Rhea pennata, 576 nucleotides. RefSeq names its product NADH:ubiquinone oxidoreductase subunit A7 (gene NDUFA7). Gene Ontology annotation, biological process: mitochondrial electron transport, NADH to ubiquinone; ATP synthesis coupled electron transport. NCBI's taxonomy places the organism in Eukaryota, Metazoa, Chordata, Aves, Rheiformes, Rheidae. The record is from RefSeq and is a predicted model, not a curated record. The transcript is spliced from 4 exons. Gene Ontology annotation, cellular component: mitochondrial inner membrane. Bases 60 to 407 code for a protein of 115 amino acids.
ACCCCCCGCGCGCGCCCGCCCUCCCGGCACCCCCCGCGCUGCCCUUCAGCGCGGCCAAGAUGGCGACGGCUACUCGGAUCAUCCAGCGGCUCCGCAACUUCGCGGCGGGGCGGGACCUCCAGGCCAAGCUGGCGCUGCGCUACACCGAGAUCUCCAAGAGAACCCAGCCGCCACCUCGGCUCCCAGUGGGUCCCAGCCACAAGUUUGCAGAUAACUAUUAUUGCACCCGUGAUGGACGCAGAGAGGCUUUCCCACCGAUUGUUGUCGCAUCAGCACAGAAAACCCUUGCUGCAGGGGCUCAAGCUGACAGUUCAGGGUCUGCAGUGAUAACAGCUGAGAAAAAACCUGUGACACCAGGGCCAGCGCUUAAGAAGUGGGAGCUUUCAAAAGACCAGCCUUAUCUGUGAGAAAUAAAGACAAUGAGGCUGGAGUUGCUGGAUGUACAGGUUGUAGUUCGUUAAGAAGCAGCACUGUAAUUUGGAAGCCCACACUGGAUUUAGCAACUACGAUACUGUCUGUAUUGAAUUUAUACUAGCUUUGCUGGUGCGUGACUAAUAAAUAAAAUUGAAGCUCUGA